Messenger RNA from Conger conger (European conger), 5810 nucleotides. It is a transcript of the gene pmepa1, whose product is annotated as prostate transmembrane protein, androgen induced 1. Lineage: Eukaryota; Metazoa; Chordata; Actinopteri; Anguilliformes; Congridae. Gene Ontology annotation, cellular component: early endosome membrane; Golgi membrane. Gene Ontology annotation, biological process: negative regulation of transforming growth factor beta receptor signaling pathway. The coding region runs from base 278 to 1054 and encodes 258 amino acids. Gene Ontology annotation, molecular function: R-SMAD binding. The transcript has 4 exons. The record is from RefSeq and is a predicted model, not a curated record.
AGAAGCCCGUCAGACAGACGGAUACAAAGUAGCACAAGCUGUCUGUUAAUAAACAGCGGGGAUACUGGAGCAAAGAGGGCCGGCAGACGUCCCGGGCUGGGGGGGACGAAGGCAACUGAGACCCGUUACAGACCCCUGACUACCACCCACAGAACCGUGCCGAAGGAAGGAAAAACAGCCCUGCAUUUUUUUAUUAGAUUGCAACCUCAGCGAGAAAAAAGAGAAGGGGCAGCUGAACCGAUCGUUGAGCCGUUUCCUCGUAGAUUUCCACAUUUAAAUGUUAAACUUCAUGGGUCUAAUAAACGGUACAGCGGCCAUCCAGACCAAUGUAUCCUGUACAUGUAACUGCAAACGCUCCACUUCAUUCCAGAGUAUGGAGAUCACCCAGCUGGAGUUUGUGCAGAUCCUGCUGAUCGUGGUGGUGAUGAUGGUGAUGGUGGUGGUGAUCACAUGCCUGCUCAACCACUACCGGCUGUCAGCCCGCUCCCUAGCCUCCCGACACAGCCAGGCUCGCAGACAGCGCCUCCCGCAGGCCUCUGAUGGGAGUCUGUGGUCCUCAGAUGGCCCUGGGCCCAGUGGGAUGAAUGAGCAGCAGGUGUACACCCCCAGACCGCCGGACCGAACGCCUGGCUACCUGCAGCGGGAACGCCUGCCCCGUUUCCAACCCACCUACCCCUACCUGCCCCACUCCAUCAUCGACCUGCCCCCCACCAUCUCGCUGUCGGACGGGGAGGAGCCCCCUCCCUACCAGGGCCCCUGCACCCUGCAGCUACGGGACCCCGAGCAGCAGCUGGAGCUGAACCGAGAGUCGGUUCGGGCCCCGCCAAACCGCACCGUGUUCGACAGCCAUCUGAUUGACACCAGCGCCUCAGCCUGCCUGCGGGGGGCGCCGCCGGCCUACAGCGAGGUCGUCGGGCACUACUACCACCCCUCCCUGCCCCCCCGGGGCCCUCCGCAGCUCCUGCACGGGGUCCUGCAACACCACCACCUGCCACAGGGGGCGCCAGAGAGUCGGCAAGGGCGGGGGAAGGAGAAGCGACCGCAACAGGUUUGACGUCACCAGAAACUGCCAAGCUUCCCCCCCCCUUCGCACUUCCACAGAACUCGUCAGGGUAAGGAGGGGGAGGGGAUUGAACAGCCACGCCCCCUUUCCAAGCCCGAAACUCCGCCCUCAAAAACAAACUUUCUAUAAAUAUUUACAUGUUAUUCGUUCGUCUUUAGUGCUCCCAGCUUUGUUUUUCUACACUGACCGAAUCUGAAACGAAUGCAGAAUAUUGUUCCUUUUCUUUCUCCCCAUGUUUACUGUUCUGUUCCUGUGCUUGGGGACGUCCUGUAGGUCCUCUUCCACUUCCUGCCUGUGCUUGAUUUGAAACGCUCAAAAGUUUUUAGAAUUAACAGCUCCUCCUUUUUUAAGUGCAGAUGCUUAUUUUGUGCUUCGAGCGGGGUUAGGCACAGGAUGUCUCUACUCCUCCUGUUCUCUUCACCUGGCAGAGCACGCCUGCACACAACUCCCCCCACCCUCCCCACCCCAAAAAAAACCAUCCAUCAGCCUGUGUCGGCCAUUUUGGAAUCUACUGAGUAGAAUGCUCUACCGUGAUCUUCAGUGCUCCUUAGUAUCGCUUCCUUGGCCAGAAGUAGGGGGGUAUCAGCUGUCAGGAGUGUGCCUUAACCCCCCCGUCCCCCUCUGUAUGCUGGCUUUUAUUGUAUCCGAUUUCACAAUCAGUUAAGCCUGUUGGUUAAGUUUUACUAUUAUUUUUCCCUCAAAUAUAUAUUUUUUACUCACUUUUGACAGAUUCCUUUCCCCUCCUCUAUUUCCCAAAUGAUUUAGUCCCAGUGACCAGCUCUCCACACCCUCAGCACAUAGCUGACUUCACCUGUCAUUUCACCAAAUUGAGAAAUGUAGCCUCUUUCUAAAGGACUCAUUUGCCAUAAAGCACACGCACAGAAAAUAAAAGCCUUAGUUCAUCUGACUAAAAGGUCCAGGGAUGAGAAUAUGAGACAUUCAUUUUUCAUACACCGCUAUUUCUGACACAAUGUGGCCUUAAGGGUAAAUCAUCCCUCAGUAGAUUUUAGUGUCGAAUUAAGAACAAUUAACAGCUUGUUAUAGUUCAGGAGUUACAGUUAAGAUUGGAAGGAAAGCCAGCACACAUCGGGGAAAGGAGAGGCCCAAUACUAGUAUCCUCCUUUCCACCUUGUCUCCUAUCCAGAAGUAUUGGGGGUAGGAGACAAGUGGAGGAAAGGAGGAUACAUUUUUAACAGUAUUGGGAAGCACCCCAGGACUUACGUAGCUCUGACAGGCACAGCUGCGUGUGCUCUGAUUGGGUGGUCGGGAUCAGGCGGAGUGGAACCCUUUUGCUGAACGUUCCGUUUCAAUGUAUUUUAGUUACCUUCACUUCUGAGAAAUAUUUGCACAAUUUUUUUUGGAAAAAGACUGUUUAUUUGGAGAAAGAAAUAAUCUGCAAUAUGUAUGAUAAGAGAUGAUUUGCCAGGGCAGGGGUAUUUUUGUAAAAGAAAGGAUUAUAAAAAAGGAAAAUGUUUUGUUCUUGUUGUUUAGAAAAAAGAAAUGGCAGUUUGUUGGGGUGCCAACUCAAAUGUGUUUGACAUUGUCAUACGUUAUGCAUUUGUAUGUAUAUGUAUAUAUGUGUAUACAUGCAUGUAUGUAUACAUAUAUAUAACUUAAAAUCAAACAAAAAAAGAUUUUAGAGUUAUUUAUAUAAAUGUUGAAAAGAAUUGCACUAUUUUUUAAUAUAAAAUGAUGGCAGGCCAAGGCUUGCAAACAGUUUUAAGAAAAGAAGAGAAAACCUCUGUGUGCAUGUGUGACCUUGAGCGAGAGAAACUUCUAGAAAACUCCAGAUGAAGGCUCCCCUCCACAGAGGGUCCAGAGGGCGCGGUCGGCAUGGCACCGCGGCGAGAGCAUCGCCUAGCAACCUGCAGCAGCAGGCUUGACACCUCUCCUUCCUAACUGACCCAUUUCUGAGACCCGUGUCCAGCUAACACAACAUGUCCUCAUGACAUUACUGCCAUGUCGAGCCAGUGUUAUAACUCGCAGCUGAACUAGCAGUCCAGUGUUAUAACUCGCAGCUGAACUCGCCGUCCAGCACGUGUUUAUACGUGCUGUGUCCACCUUGUGAGUGCAGCGGUUUUUACCUGCUGGCUUUGUGAGUCUCAGAAAUGUGACCAGUUGGCAAGGGGAACUCGUGCACCUGAAUUAAUAUCAGAUUUUUGCACUCUGAAUGUCUCCGGAGACCACUAGUAUUUGGCUUCAUUGCUAAACAGUCUGUCCCGUUGUCAGCUGUCAGAGCACAAACAUUUUGAACCUUUGGUGUGUAUGUGUGGGCAUGUGCUUUGACAUACCCAAGUCUUCUCCCUCUGACUGAGACAUUUAGGGUCUAAAAAUGAAGGAAGUCUCACCCCUGCCCAUCGGAGGCGUUGCCCAGGCAACAGGGGAGGGACUGGGCACGUUGCUCCUCCUGCUGUGGUGGUCGAGGCGUCCUCUGGACCACAGUAAAACAGGCAUCUCUUAGCACUUUAAUGAAGAAGAGAGACACAAUCUUCCUCAGUCAGCCUUGGUCUCGCUUUUAGAAUUAUGCAACUGCUUCCUCUGGGGUUAGAAACUGCAGGCCCAGGGCUGGGGGCGGGGUCAGAGCGGUGUGUGGGGCGGGCUUAGAGGGAUUGUGGGUGUGGUCAGACCCCAGGUGGGCGGAGUCAGUGGAAACCUGCAGGACUGCAGACUGUCUCACUCUCUCUUCCCUGCUCCUACGUACAGCUGCAUAAAAUCAAAAUUAAAUAUGAAAUGGCGAUUAAAUAAAUAUUAAAUACUUGAAUCUGCAGCAGGCCUCUAUCCCGCAGCAAGCAACCGUGUUACUGCCGUGUCUCUAACCCACAACCGUAGCGAACAGACUGGCCUGCAGUUCCACUGAUGGAAGUGCAGUGGCCUCAAGGGGAAGCUCGGGUAGGAUCGCUGGCUCUGGCCGGCACUUUGCUUCAGGGAAACCAGCGCUGACUGAAACCAUGGCAACUGGGGAGAGUGACGCUCAAGGACCAGGCUGACCAAUCAUUAGUGGCCUAACCGAACUGUAGCCCACAGUUCUGCAUGUAUGCCCCCUCCAUUUUAUAAGUUUCUGUGACAUUCAACGAAUCGAUGCUGCUGAAAAGCUGCAUAAAAUGUAAAACCCUUUAGACCAGAUGUAAGUGCCCCCUUUUGAACCAUAAGCAGUUGCAAACCUGCGGCCGCUUCUCUGUGUCAAACGUGCACGUGGGAAAUGUAGUUUUUAAUUAAACGUGCAGGCCGACACCACGGGCUAUCCCCAAUCCUCCCCGUGGCUCUCAUUUGGCUGAAACCCUUUCGGCAGCCCCCUCGGUCCUCACCUCCACCCCGCCCCAAAAAGACCUCUCCCAGUUCCAGGGAUGCCUGUCGUAUCUCCGGCCAGGCCCGUGCGCUGGCCUGCCUUGGCCUUCUGACCUCUGGAAACGUUCAGUAUUCAUCCUGGGCUGUUCCUCUCUCACACAGCCCAGAGAGAGAGAGAGAGAGAGAGAGAAAGAGAGAGUGAGAGGAUGCGUAGAUGACAGAGGUUUUUUUUAGCGGAGAGCGUUGCAAUAUACCUACUGUUUGCCUUUUGAUAAUGUAGUUAUUGUUUAACUUAGAAAAUUGUAAAAGUUGUUUUUUUUUGUUCUCUUUAAAAAAAAAAGGUCAUUUGUGCGAAUCCAUUAAAACAUGUGUAGUUAGAUGUAUAACUUGCAAACAAUGCAAAUGUGUAAUGAAACUGUAUUUUGUUUUGUUAAUGUUGUCUUUUUUAACUGGUUACCCUGUGGCUGAAGGUGUUUGGCACAAGGCAUCAGUCCUAACCCCAGCCCAACCCAUCCUGAGUCUGACCAAGCUGCAAGGAGAUGUGUGUGUGUGGGUGUGUGUGUUCCUGCGUGCGGGUGUGAGUAUGUGUGCCAUUAAUGUGUGUGCAUGUCUAUCCAUGCAUGCAUGUGUGUGUGUGUGUGCAUGUCUGUCCAUGCAUGCAUGUGUGUGUGUGUGUGUGUGUGUGUGUGUGUAUGUGUGUGUAUGUGUAUGUCUGUGUGUCUGUGUGUAUGAGUGUGUAUGUAUCUGUAGGUGUAUGAGUGUGUGUGUAUGUAUGCGUGUGUGUGUGUUUAUGUGUAUGUACGUGUGUGUGUGCGUGUGUGUGUGCGUAUGUGUGUGUGCUGUGGUUUCCCUGUCACUCUCCUCUUGCUUUGUUCUUGAUGUGUGCCUUUAAGGAUUCAGUGCUUCUGAAUUUUUCUGAUGUGUUUCUUGUGCAAUUUAUCUCUGGAUUCCGCUGCCUUGUCACUUGAAACCCCCCUGUUAAAUGACAAUACCAAAAAAAAUCAUGUAUGGAUUUCCGAUCAAUCUUUUUUUCCAGCUCAAUCUGUAGGCGUUGUUCCGGUUUAUUAAAGUUAACAUGGGGUGCUAAAAGCCAAAUGGUUCAAAUGGACCGGAGGGCUCACUGUCCCAGUCCUGACAAUGAAAAGCAAGCUUUGACCUCAGCAGUACGAAGGCUGUGUACAAUGAGAUUGGCAGGCAGAAGGACGGAUCCUACAGGCUAUAGCUGUUUCGGACACAGAAGCCCUGACCUAGCUGUACAGCCCCCGUUUCCGUGUUAAAACAGGCAUUUCCAAAGAAGGAAUAAUCCUACUUCACCCUUUUGAGACUUUAAAAAAGGGUACGUAUAACUUGAACAUGUCUCUCCCUUUCUGUUUUUGUUGUUUUUGGUUUCUGUCGCAUUUGUUUGCUUUUGCCCUUAAAUCUGCUUGGCUGACUUAAUUUUUUUUUUUCUUUUUUUUUUUUU